UUCGCACGCCGUCCCAACGGCAUGCAAGACGGCGAGGGGAGAAAGAUCCGGCUCGGUGUGCUGAGCAAAGGGUGCAUGGUCGAGGAUACUCUCGGCCUCCUCAAGGAUUGCGGAUUGCCAGUCACGCGGGAUAAUGAUCGACAGUAUUCUGCAGAAAUUCCACAGCUCCCUAAUGUGGAAGUCUGUUUCCAUCGACCAAAGGAGAUUGUCACACUACUGGUUUCUGGACAUCUAGAUGUUGGAAUAGUGAGUUCCUAUGCAGUUAGUGAAUAUGGACCGGGUGACGAUGAUCUUAUUACUGUUCACAAUGCUCUUGGUUAUGGGCAUUGCCACUUGUCUCUCGCAAUUCCCAAAAACGGGAUCUUUGAGAGGAUCAAUUCGGUGAAGGAGCUAGCACAAAUGCCCCAUUGGACUGAAGAGAAUCCACUCCGUGUUGUUACUGGUUUACCCAAUCUGGGGCGUAAGUUCAUGAAAGAAAAUGGACUGAAGCAUGUGAGCAUUUUAACUGCUGACGGAGCAUUGGAGGGAUUUCCCCAGAGAGGCGGGGCUGAUGUUAUUUUGGAUAUUGUAUGUAGUGGGACAACAUUAAGGGCAAAUAAUUUCAAAGAAAUUGAAGGUGGCACAGUGUUGGUAAGCCAGGUUGUUCUUGUGGCAAGAAGGAAGUCACUAAUGCAACGGGAAGAUGUUCGUGAUACAACUCAACAGAUUUUUGAAAGAGUGGAGGCACAUCUCAAGGCAGUUUGCCAGUUCACGGUAACAGCGAACGGGAGGAGUGCAAAGGAAGUCGCUAAGCAAGUAUGCAAUCAACCAUCGCUCUCUGGUUUGCAGUUUCCAAUUCCAAACCCCUACCUAGUCCUUUGCAAAAGAAAUGGAGAAGUGGUUGGGGACCACAAUGCAAUGGUUGGUUGCAUUCCAAAAACGAAGUUCUAUAGCUCUGUGCAGCAGUUGAAAGCAGAUCGGGGUAGUCGAGUUCUAGUAUCUCCAUCGACUUACAUUUUCAAUGAAGAGGCUCUCGGAUGGCAGCAGCUUCUGUCCAAAUUUGGGCUUUAGUUCUCGGAAGCCCAGUGCUCCAGCUUUUGGAGAAGAUAAAGGAAAGGGUAAAAUUCAUCAGGAAUAUUGUAUCUUAGUUAUGUUGUUUGCUGCAUCUGUUCUUUUAGA
Eucalyptus grandis is the source of this 1158-nucleotide messenger RNA. RefSeq names its product ATP phosphoribosyltransferase 2, chloroplastic-like. NCBI's taxonomy places the organism in Eukaryota, Viridiplantae, Streptophyta, Magnoliopsida, Myrtales, Myrtaceae. Gene Ontology annotation, cellular component: cytoplasm. Bases 22 to 1050 code for a protein of 342 amino acids. Gene Ontology annotation, molecular function: ATP phosphoribosyltransferase activity. The record is from RefSeq and is a predicted model, not a curated record. Gene Ontology annotation, biological process: L-histidine biosynthetic process. The transcript is spliced from 11 exons.